Penaeus indicus is the source of this 453-nucleotide messenger RNA. Its product is annotated as TATA-binding protein-associated factor 2N-like. NCBI's taxonomy places the organism in Eukaryota, Metazoa, Arthropoda, Malacostraca, Decapoda, Penaeidae. The record is from RefSeq and is a predicted model, not a curated record. The transcript is spliced from 2 exons. The coding region runs from base 1 to 453 and encodes 150 amino acids.
AUGCUCACUAAGCCGCGGGAUGGCACGAUAGGACGGCCAGGUCCUCUCCACCCUGACUUUGACCCCAACAUACUGAUUAUUAAUGAUAUCAGUUGUGACAAUAGUCUGAAAUACACUGUCGUACUUCUGUUGGUGGCAGCCAUGGUGGCCUGUGUUCUGGCAGGAGGCUCUGGAGGAGGCUACGGUGGCGGCUACGGAGGUGGCCGUGGAGGCUAUGGCGGUGGCUAUGGCGGCGGUCGCGGAGGCGGCUAUGGCGGCGGUCGCGGAGGCGGUUAUGGCGGCGGUUAUGGUGGUGGCUACGGAGGCGGUCGCGGAGGCUAUGGAGGCGGUUAUGGUGGUGGUUAUGGCGGCGGUCGCGGAGGCGGUUAUGGCGGCGGUCGCGGAGGCGGCUAUGGCGGCGGUCGCGGAGGCUAUGGUGGCGGUUACGGUGGUGGCUACGGAUACGGGAAAUAA